AUGACAUUCCCCCUCACUCGUGAGCUUCUCGACACCGUGAGACUUCAUGAUUAUUUGUUGGAUGUUCUGGCUCCUCUUCGGUAUACUCACAACCAAGGCAACACCAUUGGUGACCCUCCAUUACCUCCGGUUCAGCCAGCACCUCCUCUGGCCACACCUUCAGCUCCUCCUCCGGCCACUCCAUCACCACCACCAUCACCACCGGACCCACCUUUAAUAUCCCCACCCUUGCCACCGCCUUCGCCGAUAAAUGACCAGCCAUUGCCUCCGCCUCCUCCUCUUUCGGACCCACCUAAGAGCCCUUCCCCACCACCGCCACCACCACCAUCAGAACCGUCGUCCCAGCCGCCACCUCCGAGCUCUCCCUCACCACCUGUGUCAGAACCACCACCAAGAUAUCCACCUCCACCACCUGCAACAGUAGCUUCACCUCCUCCCCCGGUAUCAGUUCCUCCUCCUCGGCAUGAGAUCAGGGUUUCAGAAACAAAAAAUGAAACUUCUCGCCGUGUUUUUGGUCGUCUGUUCUGUCAUCUGGCUGUUCCUCCAGACAAUGCACCUCCACCUCCCAGGAGAAGGCCAGCUCAACCGGCUUCUCCAUUAUCUCCCCGUCCUUCUAAUUCUUCUUCACCGCCAUUACUAUCCCUUCCUCCACCUCCACCUCCACUAGUAGGCCCACCAUCUCCUCCUCAAGUUCCUACACCAAGUUCAGAUAAUCCAUCUCAAGACAGCCCUAAUCUUAGUGCCCCAGACAGUUCUGUUCCUUCCGGUAAUAGCGGCAUUAAUACAGGAGCUGUCGUGGGUAUCAGUGCUGCUGCGGCGAUUGUGCUGUUCAGUCUUUUUGGACUCGCCAUUUGGUGCUUGAGGAGACAAAGAAGGCAGCUUUCCGCCAUUGGUGGUGGCUAUGUUAUGCCAUCACCAAUGGGUUCCUCCCCAAGAUCAGAUUCUGCGCUUUUCAAGAUGCAAUCUUCAGCACCACUUGUAGCAAGUCACUCUCGAAGUCCUUCGGGUUAUUCACAAUCAGAACCUGGUGGCUUAGGGCAUUCAAAGGCUUUGUUCACUUAUGAAGAGCUUGUCAAGGCAAGAGCUGGAUUUUCAUCUGAUAAUCUUUUAGGUGAAGGUGGAUUUGGUUGUGUGUAUAAAGGGUUCUUACCAGAUGGUAGAAUUGUUGCUGUGAAGCAAUUAAAAAGCGGUGGAGGACAAGGAGACCGAGAGUUCAAAGCCGAGGUUGAGACUAUAAGUAGAAUACACCACCGGCAUUUGGUUUCAUUGGUCGGAUACUGCAUUUCGGAGAACCGGAGGUUGCUCAUUUACGAUUAUGUCCCUAACAACAACCUUUACUUCCAUCUUCAUGCAUCAGGAAGACCAGUUCUGGACUGGGCUACACGUGUCAAAAUCGCUGCUGGUGCAGCUCGUGGAAUAGCUUAUCUCCAUGAAGAUUGCCACCCUCGUAUCAUCCACAGGGACAUUAAGUCAUCCAACAUUCUUUUAGAAAACAACUUUGAUGCUCGGGUUUCUGACUUUGGUCUCGCAAAGUUAGCCCUCGAUGCCAACACACAUGUCACAACACGUGUUGUCGGAACAUUCGGCUACAUGGCUCCUGAAUAUGCAUCAAGUGGAAAGUUAACUGAGAAGUCUGAUGUGUUCUCCUUUGGGGUUGUUCUUUUGGAGUUAAUUACUGGACGUAAGCCUGUGGAUACUUCCCAACCUCUUGGAGAUGAGAGCCUUGUCGAAUGGGCCCGACCUUUGCUGAGCCAUGCUCUUGAAACCGAGGAGUUUGAUGCUUUAGUUGAUCCCGAGCUUGGAGGCAACUAUGUGGAAUCCGAAAUGUUCAGAAUGAUUGAGGCAGCAGCCGCUUGUGUGCGUCAUUCAGCAAUCAAGAGACCUCGAAUGGGCCAAAUCGUGAGAGCUUUUGACAGUCUAGCGGCUGUAGACCUAACCAACGGGAUGAAAGUGGGCGAAAGCGAGAUUUUCAACUCGGCUCAGCAAUCUGCAGAGAUCAGAUUGUUCCGAAGGAUGGCAUUCGGCAGCCAAAACUACAGUACAGAUUUUCUCACGCAUAGUGGUAGUUAUAGCAGCAGACACGAACUCAUGUAAAUAUGAGACAUAGGGAGAGACAACAGAUUGUUCUUUCACCAUUAGAGAGUACCAUCAAGAAAACCAAACACCUUUCCUCCAAGAUAACAGUUUUGUCCGAACUCCCCUAAAAAAAACCAUGGUGAUUCUUUCAUACUGUAAUUAUGCAGAGUGCGUCCACCAGCUUCAACGCCUAAAGCAGAGAUUCUCCAUGUUUUUUUGUU
Tarenaya hassleriana is the source of this 2297-nucleotide messenger RNA. Its product is annotated as proline-rich receptor-like protein kinase PERK9. The transcript is spliced from 11 exons. The coding region runs from base 1 to 2094 and encodes 697 amino acids. Gene Ontology annotation, molecular function: protein kinase activity; ATP binding. NCBI's taxonomy places the organism in Eukaryota, Viridiplantae, Streptophyta, Magnoliopsida, Brassicales, Cleomaceae. The record is from RefSeq and is a predicted model, not a curated record. Gene Ontology annotation, biological process: protein phosphorylation.